This is a messenger RNA of Sabethes cyaneus, 1047 nucleotides long. RefSeq names its product protein embryonic gonad. Gene Ontology annotation, biological process: regulation of DNA-templated transcription. The coding region runs from base 1 to 1047 and encodes 348 amino acids. The record is from RefSeq and is a predicted model, not a curated record. NCBI's taxonomy places the organism in Eukaryota, Metazoa, Arthropoda, Insecta, Diptera, Culicidae. Gene Ontology annotation, molecular function: sequence-specific DNA binding; zinc ion binding; DNA-binding transcription factor activity. The transcript has 2 exons.
AUGCGCUUUAGAUGUUCGGGAGACGUCGGGAGUCUUUCGGAUGCCAAAAGCAUUCGAAUGCUGGUUGAUUCAUUCUUCGGUCGCACGUACAACAAUUUGUCAUCAAUAUCGGAAUGCAAAAACAACGGCGAGUGUGUCAUCAAUAAGAAAAACCGAACCGCUUGCAAGGCGUGUCGACUUCGCAAGUGUUUGGUGGUUGGAAUGUCCAAAAGUGGAUCUCGAUAUGGCCGCCGGUCGAAUUGGUUCAAAAUCCAUUGUUUACUACAGGAGCAACAGGCUCAAAAGAAUAGUAAUAACAACAAUAACAACAGCCUUACCAGCAACAAUAACGACACAAGUAGCAGCAUUAAUAAUAGCAGUAGCAACAACAACAACAGCAACAGUAUAAGUCACAAUAACACUGCGGGACUGCUGCCGAACGGAUUCCUGCCGGCCAAUUUUCUUUCGAAUCUCUGCACCAACAACAACAAUAACAACAACGUACCGCUGAAAAAGGAAAUCAAAAGACCCAGUUCCCCCAGUGACUCCGGUGCCUCUUCAGCGGACCCCGAAGACAGUCCCGUGUUUAGAGAUCCUUUCGCUGGCAGCAUUCACGCUGUCUCUCCUAAGGUUGAAGUUCCCGAAGUGACGCUUACCAAGAUCAGUCCCAAGGUCACCCGAACCCCAUCGUCGUCAUCGUCCUCAACGAUAACCACCACCGACAGCUUUCGGCCGGCACUGGACCGGAUGUCACCGUUUCUUUCGCACCACGGGCCCUACCGACCGGAAGCCACGCCAUACUUCCCGAUGCCUUUCGCUAUCCCGCCGGUCUCGCUAGCGUUGAUUGCAAGCGGAAAGCGCGACCACGAGCAACAGGAGCCGAUUGAUUUAUCAAUCAAAUCAAAAUCGUCCUGUUCCUCGGGCUCUCCUCCACUCAGGCCGAGUUCGUCGUCGCCAUCUGCAGUUGAAAUCAGUGACUCGAGGGACCACGUCUUGGCGGAAGCGGGCGUUUCCCGGCCGGUCCCGUUGGACUUGACAUUCGUGCGAUCGAAACGGUUAUCCGGGUGA